UUUUUUUAUCAAAGUCGGAAAAUCCCCAAUCCCUUCCUUUUCUCCCGAGUCCUCUCGCCUGCCGCACUCCGAUCUCCGUUGAAGUCGCCGUCGGAGCUCGAUCCUUCCUGAAGUUCCCAGUUACUCUCUAGAAUACGGGACAAAGCGCUGGCGAUGCCACGCUACCGGGACGAUCUCCCCGCUGUCCGUGCGUAUACCGUCUGCGACGAAUCCAGAUAUUUGAUUGUGAGGAACGUGCCGGCAUUAGGAUGUGGCGACGAGCUGUCCAAGUUGUUUGGCACGUUUGGGGAGAUAGAUGAGUGCAAACCCAUGGAUGCAGAAGAUUGUGAACCUUUCACUGAUGUUUAUUGGAUAAAAUUCUCACAGGUUAGCAAUGCGAGGUUCGCAAAGCGGAAACUGGAUGACUCCAUUUUUCUAGGUAACCCUUUGCAGGUGUCAUAUGCACCUCAGUACGAGUCUCUUUUGGAAGUUAUGGAGAAACUGGAGGGCAGGAGGAAGGAAGUCCUUGGCCGAAUAGGAUCUGCAGCUGGAAGAAAUGGUGGAUCAAAGUCUCAAGUACUAAACAACCCUAGCAGUAUUGGAACUUCCAACCAUCAUUGGCUUGAUCCGGCUUCAUCAGCAUCAAAUAAGUCAGAGUUUCAAGCGAGGCAGAGUGAGUAUGCUAAAGAAGGGUGGAAUUGUCAUCUUGGAGAGGCUCCUCCCAGCCAUGUCUCCUCUAACAAGGAAUAUUUUGCCGCGCCAUCUAUGAACCGGACAGUCAGACUAGUCAGAGAGAAGCUCGAUAAGAUACGAUCGAACACCGAGAUUGCUGAAACAGCAUCCUCCUCACCGAAAAGAAUAAAAGUAGACAACCGAAGAAGAAUAUGAUGUUCCCAAUGCCAAGUAUCGAGAUGGUUAACUCGUAGUAGCAACAAUAGAAGAAUAGGAUCCUGAUGUGUAUAGAGAAUUUAAAAUGCAACCAUAAGUAUCAUGUUUGUAUGUAUCAAAUAUGAUAUAAACGAAAAUUAAAUCAUUGAGAUGAUCCUACUUUUAUAGUGUUUUCCAUGUUUGGACAAUAUUGUGCUAAUUUCUUAGGAAAGUAAAAGAAGAACUAAUGCUGAAAA
This is a messenger RNA of Zingiber officinale, 1103 nucleotides long. RefSeq names its product RNA-binding protein 48-like. The record is from RefSeq and is a predicted model, not a curated record. Bases 154 to 867 code for a protein of 237 amino acids. The transcript has 8 exons. Gene Ontology annotation, molecular function: RNA binding. Gene Ontology annotation, cellular component: nucleoplasm. NCBI's taxonomy places the organism in Eukaryota, Viridiplantae, Streptophyta, Magnoliopsida, Zingiberales, Zingiberaceae.